UUCAAACCCAUGUGUAAUGGGCCAUACAUGAUGAAGUAACGGGCCCAGCAAAAAAGCCCGUAGCCCAUAUAGAUGAUGAAAACGAGUCCAAGGCCAGCCCGUGAUCCUGACUAACUGCGACACACAUACAUAUAUAUAUAUAGCGACACUUGCUUGCUGUUACAUUUGUAAUAACUUGGGAUAUAAUCAAACAAAAACUCCAAUCACAAUCUUGCCACCACUUUUUAGCAUGCCUUUACCUAAAAAGAAUCUCUCUUUCCACUUGGUCCCCAUUUUUCACUAGUCCCCCACCAAAAAUAAGUUCUUCUUUCUCAUCACUAAAAUCCCAUUAAAAAGCUACAAUUUGCAUUUGUGAUACUUGUGGCUAAAAACAUGGCUGAAAAAUCUUAUAAUUAUUUGCAUAUUUUCACAUUGCUUAUGCUUCUUUCCCCAUUAGCUAACUCAUUGAAAAAUCAUGACCGGCUCAAGUUAGCAACUCCCCCGCCUCUCCCGAUUCUCCCACUCCCAUCAUUCUCGCAACUCAAAUGGCAACAAAGAGAGAUCAUAAUGUUCCUCCAUUUCGGGGUCAACACCUUCACGGAUUCCGAAUGGGGAACCGGGCUCGAAAGCCCGUCUGUUUUUUACCCGACGGGCCUCGACCCUACCCAGUGGGCCCACACUGCGGCCCGAGCCGGAAUCUCGUUGAUGAUUCUCACGGCCAAGCACCAUGAUGGCUUCUGCUUGUGGCCUUCGAAAUAUACGGAUCAUUCGGUGGUUAGAAGCCCUUGGAAUAAUGGGAAUGGAGAUGUGGUUCGAGAGUUUGUUGAUGCGGCUAAGGCACAUGGAAUCGAUGCGGGCUUGUAUCUAUCGCCGUGGGACCGACACGACACUAGAUAUGGACAUGUUGAGCUCUAUAAUGAGUACUACUUGGCUCAAUUGCAAGAACUCCUCACUAGAUAUGGAGGUGUUAGGGAGAUAUGGUUCGAUGGAGCAAAAGGUGCAAAUGCAACGAACAUGACUUAUUACUUCAAUGAUUGGUUUUCGAUGGUGAAGGAAUUACAGAGCACGAUUAAUAUAUUCUCCGAUGCGGGACCCGAUAUCCGGUGGGUCGGAAAUGAGAAAGGGUAUGCCGGGAGCACGUGUUGGUCCACUAUCAAUGCCACAUCUUUAUCAAUUGGCAAUGCUACCAUUCUUGAUUAUCUCAACACCGGUGAUCCCAAAGGGACAAAUUGGCUGCCGGCGGAAUGUGACGUGUCCAUCAGACCAGGUUGGUUUUGGCAUAAAUCACAAGCACCAAAAAAGCUGAGUGAACUGCUUGAAAUUUACUACAAAUCCGUGGGGAGAAAUUGCCUUCUACUACUAAAUGUGCCACCAAACACCACCGGUUUAAUAUCCGAAUCCGAUGUACAAAGAUUGAGCCAACUCAGACGAGCAAUCGACACCAUUUUCACCUCAAAUUCGGCUGUAAAAUGUUCGGUGGAAGCAAGUAGCCCAAGGGGGGGCGAAAAUGGAAAUUUCGGGCCUGAAAACGUGCUAGACGAAGACCAUCUAUGGACUUAUUGGGCUCCAAGUGAAAACGAGAAAAAAGACUAUUGGAUCGAAUUUAGAGCUAAAAGUAGUGGAAUAAAAUUCAAUGUGAUUAGGAUCCAAGAAGCAAUUGGGUUAGGGCAAAGGAUCAAGAAACACGAGAUUUACGUUGACGGGAUUAGGGUUGCGAAAGGGAGCACGGUAGGGUACAAGAGGCUGCACAGGCUGAAAAUGGGAGUGGUGCAUGGAAAUAGUGUGAGGAUCAAGAUUGUUAAAGCAAAGGGAAUCCCUUUGAUUUCUUCUGUAGGCUUUUAUUUUGAUCCCUUUUGGAAACCAAAGUAAAGGUUAUUUAUUGACUUGGUGGGUUUUGUGCAUGUUUUCAGCCUAUUUGUGGCUCAUGAUUUUCUUGUUUUGAGGAAGU
Messenger RNA from Erythranthe guttata (spotted monkey flower), 1927 nucleotides. RefSeq names its product alpha-L-fucosidase 1. The record is from RefSeq and is a predicted model, not a curated record. Gene Ontology annotation, cellular component: lysosome. Gene Ontology annotation, molecular function: alpha-L-fucosidase activity. Gene Ontology annotation, biological process: fucose metabolic process; glycoside catabolic process. NCBI's taxonomy places the organism in Eukaryota, Viridiplantae, Streptophyta, Magnoliopsida, Lamiales, Phrymaceae.